UCUUUUGCAGUAUGGCCGGCAAAACAUCGAACAUGUAAAGAAGCGCAACGGCAACUGGACAGUAAAAGGCGAAGACAGCGAAGACGAUGCCAGCACCAACCGUAUAGGAGUAGCGACAAGUUCUCAGAUUAAUGUAGCUGGUGAGAAGAAACUACAGAAUGGCUUAAUUGGCAAUUCCAAUCUAAUUGCCCGCUCCAAGGACUUGAUUCUUAUACCUCAACCUGAAAUGCAGAACCACACGUUCGACAAUCUUAAAGCCGAUGACCGGGCUAGCAUAGCCACAAAACCUGAUGGUUUUCUCAGCGUCAAAGAGACUGACAUAUCCAGAAAAAAAUCAUUUGAAACGUUAAAAAGAGAAUUCGAGCCUGCGAUAUGCUUGGAUUACAUUCGAGCUGGGAUAGAAGCAAUAAUUGAGGAUGACGUGACUUCUAGAUUUGAAGCUGAGGAACUUAAGAACUGGAACCUUCUAACGCGGACAAACAGACGGUACGAGUUCAUUUCAUGGAAGUUAACGGUCAUUUGGAUGUGUGGCUUCUUCACAAGAUAUUGUUUUCUUCUUCCGUUGCGGAUUCUUAUUUGCUUCAUUGGUGUAAUGUGGCUGACUUUUUGCACGGCCAUAGUUGGUUACGUGCCCGAGGGCGCGUUCAAGCGCUGGCUAAAUCAACGUGUCCUGAUAAUGUGCUUCGCCUUGCUGUCCAGUGCACUGUCGAGCGUCAUUAUUUAUCACAACUCCGAGAACAGGCCGAAGAGUGGCAUCUGUGUGGCCAAUCACACCUCGCCUAUCGACGUUCUUGUCCUUAUGUGUGACAAUUGCUAUUCACUGAUUGGGCAGAGACAUGGCGGCUUCUUGGGUAUUUUGCAAAGGGCCCUCGCUCGGGCGUCUCCGCAUAUUUGGUUCGAGCGCUCAGAAGUGAAAGACCGAGAAGCAGUAACAAAAAGGUGAUAUUUUACUUCAUUUAAUAUUCCCCGUACAUAAGUAAAGCUACAGCACA
Molecule: messenger RNA, 992 nt
Organism: Copidosoma floridanum
Lineage: Eukaryota; Metazoa; Arthropoda; Insecta; Hymenoptera; Encyrtidae
Gene: Gpat4
Product: Glycerol-3-phosphate acyltransferase 4
Biological process (GO): triglyceride biosynthetic process
Cellular component (GO): endoplasmic reticulum
Molecular function (GO): glycerol-3-phosphate O-acyltransferase activity
Source: RefSeq, a predicted model, not a curated record